AUGAGCAGAGAAGCCAUCGCCCUCGAGCCCGAGGCGCCGUACUGGCUCGGCGGCGCCGUCGAGGUCACGCCCCACGUCACCGAGGCGCUGGCCACGGGCGGCGCCGCGAGUCCGUUCCUCGCGCUCGACUACGCGCCCGCGCGCAAACGAGAAGGUCCACGCCGAUCGUACGGCGUCGACACGCACCCCGUGCGCGGCUUCGAGGUCGUGACGCUCUGCUUGGAAGGCGAGGCGCGCGACGCCGGCGGGCCGAUAAAGGAGGGCGACGUGCGGUGGCUGACUGCUGGCCAGGGCGCGCUCGUUGAAGGAUUAGGGAGCCCGGCGCGAGCUCACAUGGAUCCGGCGUUGUAUAGGUUGCGGGUCAACGUGCCGCGGGACCUCAAAAUGAGCCCGCCUAGAUUGCAGCGGUUUGAAGCGCGGGACGCGCCCGUUGUCGCCCUUGGUGAUUGCAUGUUACGAGUCUACGCCGGCGACGUUUGCGGCGUCGUCGGGCCGGUCGAGCCCGAGGUCGACGGCACGCAGUUGUACGUGGUGGACGGAAGUGGUCAAGUCGACCUGCCUCUGGAUGGCGAGGCGACGGCGCUCAUGUUAAUAGUAAGGGGGACGUGCACCGUCGAUGGCGUCGUUUUCGGCGCGAACCGGGCCUUCUACGCGCCGCCCGGCGAGGCCUCUAUGCAAGUAACGCUGGCGGCGUCCACAAAGCUCGUCGUGGCCCUCGCCCUUCCGACGACGGACCCCGUCGUCGUCGGCGGGCCCUUCGUCAUGACGUCCGCGACUGAAAUCGCGCGGGCCUACGAGGACUUCCUCCACGGGCGCUUCAACGCGACGGGCGGGCGCCCCGAGGCCUACGCGAGCGACUCGGACUCGUCGGCCGUCGAGUAG
Molecule: messenger RNA, 882 nt
Organism: Pelagomonas calceolata
Lineage: Eukaryota; Pelagophyceae; Pelagomonadales; Pelagomonadaceae
Source: the annotation of a GenBank genome assembly